UGAUCGCUGUUCAGAGUCCGAGACUCAGAGGCGGCCCACCCCGGGUCAAAGUGGCUGGUCGUGGAGAGAAUUCAGAUAGGUGCCUCCGCCUCGCCAUGGGCACGGAUAUCUGGAUCGGGACGUGGCGGCCCCACCGGCCCCGGGGCCCCAUCGCCGCCCUCUACGGCAGCCCCGGACCCAAGUACUUGCUGCCGCCCAGUACAGGACACCCCCUGCACGACCCCACCCGCGCCCGCGCUCCCGCCUUCAGCUUCGGCUGGCGGCUGCCGCCUCGGGACCAGCCCCGCAGCCCGGGCCCCGCCUACCUGCUCCCCGCGCGCCUCACCGUGCGGGGCCGCGACGGCGCCGCGGCCUUCUCCAUCCACGGGCGGCCCCGCGCCCCGCCCACCUUCCGGACCCCGGGCCCGGGCUCCUACUCCCCAGAGCGGGCCGCCCCCUUCGCCUACCCUCGCCCCCCGGGACACUCCAUGGCCGCGAGGACCCGCGACUUUCAGACCGACCAGACCCCUGGCCCCGCGGCCUACUCGCCCCCUGCUAUGCUGGGUCCCCGCUUGGUCAGCAAGGUGUCGGCUCCCAACUACUCCCUGUACGGCCGCAGCCCGGUGGGCAGCUUUUGCGAAGACUUCAGCAAGACCCCGGGCCCCUGCGCCUACCGCGUGGUGGACUCCGGCGUGUACAAGGCGCGCGCCCCGCGCUUCAGCAUGCUCGCUCGGACGGCGCUGCCCGCGGACGCCACCCAGAAUCCGGGCCCCGCCGCCUACAACCCCGUUCAGCGCCGCCAGGCCCGGGGCCAGACCUUCGGGAUCCGCCACUCGGAGUACGUGACGCCGCUCUUCGUGGACGUGGAGGGGUAACCUGCC
This is a messenger RNA of Tachyglossus aculeatus (Australian echidna), 860 nucleotides long. It is a transcript of the gene CIMAP1B, whose product is annotated as outer dense fiber of sperm tails 3B. Bases 96 to 854 code for a protein of 252 amino acids. NCBI's taxonomy places the organism in Eukaryota, Metazoa, Chordata, Mammalia, Monotremata, Tachyglossidae. Gene Ontology annotation, cellular component: cytoskeleton. The record is from RefSeq and is a predicted model, not a curated record. The transcript is spliced from 7 exons.